Molecule: messenger RNA, 1272 nt
Organism: Aspergillus japonicus CBS 114.51
Lineage: Eukaryota; Fungi; Ascomycota; Eurotiomycetes; Eurotiales; Aspergillaceae
Exons: 3
Coding region: 1-1272 (423 amino acids)
Biological process (GO): mitochondrion organization
Cellular component (GO): SAM complex
Source: RefSeq, a predicted model, not a curated record
AUGGUGUUGGAACUCCAUGUUUGGGGGCCGGCAUUCUCCCUGCCGUCCAUCGAUGCACAAUGUCUGGCAACCAUUGCCUAUCUGUCACUCGCCCUGCCCAAGGACGCGUGGGUGCUCGUCGCAAGUAGCGAUCCCUCGGUGUCUCCAACAAAUGAACUCCCUGCCCUGCGAAACGACAACACCUGGGUCUCCCGCUUCCGCAACAUAGUCGACUACCUCCGCCAAUACUCCUCGGGCGAUUGGGAUCUGGAUGCCGACUUGACCGGACUAGAUCGCGCGGACAGUAUCGCAUUCACCUCCUUCCUCGACACGCAAUUCCCGCCUCUCCUCGCCCUCUCCCUCUACGUCACCAGCCAGAAUUACUACACCUCCGUCCUCCCCGCCUACUCGUCGCAGAUCCUUACCUGGCCGUCGACCUGGCUCCUCCCCCCGCAGAUCCGCGCCGCCGCGAAGCGCGCCUCCGACCACCUCGGCCUCUCGUCGCUGGACCUCGUCGCCCUGGAGGAGGACCGCAAGCGCGAGCACUCGGCCGCCGUCGCCGCGGGCCGCCUCCCGGCCUCCCUCCCGCUCCUCAAAGCCACGACCCCGGCCCCCACGACCGCGGGCCUGGUCCCGAGCCACCGCUUCCGCAUGGAGGCGGUCACGGCGGCGGCCUUCGAGCCCCUCGCAGCGAUGCUGCCGCCCCAGAAAGAUUACCUGCUCGGCGGGGACCGCCCCACGAGCGUUGACUGUCUCCUGCUCGGGUACGGGAGCCUCGCGGCGCUGGGGUCGGAGAGUCUGCAGGAUGCGUGGCUCGGGGAGGCGAUGCGGCAGAAGGCGCCGCGGGCGGUGGAGUGGGUGCGGCGCAUGCAGCGCGAGGCCGGGCUGGCCAGUCUCCCGUGGCGGCAGCCCGAGCGCCCCCGCUGGGUGACCGUCGGCAACACCCUGUGGAACACCGUGGCGGACGCGACGCCCAUCUGGCGGGAGUACCGCGCCAACACCCGCAUGCACGAGAUUGCGCAGUCCCACGAGGCGGAUCUGUCCGGCGAGGAGCGCGAGGCGUUGGCGGAGUAUGCCACGGGAUACAAGAAGGAUGUGUGGUUGUCCGUGGCGGCCGUUGUGGGCGGGGUGGCGGCGCUGGUGGGCUAUAUGGCGCAUGUGGGGUUGUUGGGCGGUGGGGACGGGGACGAGGAAUUUGAGGAGGACGAGGACGAGGAGGUGGAGGUGGUGCAGCCCGAGUUGCCGGUGAGUCUGAAUGCGACGGACUUCUUGGGGUCGAUGUCAUUUAGCUAG